AUGAGGCUAUGCGUCGUCAUGUGUACCAAUGUAGCAAUGACAUUAAUAGUGUUAGCGCCCUUAGGGUGCCCCAACCUCACCGUCGUGACAGACCACCGCCCAUUAACCAAGUUGCUGGGGGAUCGGGCCCUUACGGAAAUCUCCAACCCCCGUCUCUUCAGGCUGAAGGAGAGAACCCUGCAGUACCGCUUCAGGGUCAAGCAUCUGCACGGGAAGCGUAACAGUGCGGCAGACUUCCUAUCACGAUACCCCACCUUGAAAGCCGAUCCUAGCACCCAUGACGUGGACCUUGACGAGGACCUCACCGACGCCAUGGCGGCCGCUGUCUUGGCAGCAGUAGAGCACGACAGCUGCGUCGUGGACGAGGCGAGUGUCAGACAUGCCGCCAUCCGCGACCCCGUGUAUCAGCUGCUCAUGGCCAGGGUCCUGGCUGGGGACUGGGCGGACAGGAAGUCCCAGGAAGUUGCAUGCCUUCGGCCCUUCUACGGUGUCAGGGAGAGGCUGGCCGUCGUCCAAGACUUAGUGACAUACACAUUUGAACAGGGCAACGUUCGCCUAGUUAUACCGGAGCCCCUUCGUCAGCAGGUGGCUGCCAACCUACACGCGGGGCACCAAGGCCUGGACUCCAUGCAACGACGAGCACACCAGACGGUAUACUGGCCUGGACUCGAGGGGGACCUGCAGUAUCGCCGCUCCUUGUGCGAAGAAUGCGACGUUCACACACCAUCCCAGGCCGCGGAGGAAUUCAUCAUUACGCCGCCCCCUGAGUACCCCUCCCAGAUGACGGUAGCAGAUAUGUUCCAGCACGACGGACACAUGUACAUGGCCUACGCAGAUAGGCUCACAGGUUGGCUGGAGCUGGCCCACUUCCCCCACGGUACCUCCUCCUCUCACAUCAAGACCCAGCUACGUCGCUACUUCGCCAGGUGGGGGGCCCCGGAGCAAAUCUCCACGGACGGGGGUACUAAUCUGGCAAGCGAAGAAAUGGGGGAAUUUUUCAAGUGUGGGGCGUGUCCGCGCGACUAUCAUCUGCCCAGUACCCUCAGUCCAACGGCAGGGCAGAGGACGCGGUCAAGGUUGGGAAGCGGAUAA
Messenger RNA from Macrobrachium nipponense, 1092 nucleotides. RefSeq lists its product as uncharacterized. The transcript has a single exon. Gene Ontology annotation, molecular function: nucleic acid binding. The record is from RefSeq and is a predicted model, not a curated record. Lineage: Eukaryota; Metazoa; Arthropoda; Malacostraca; Decapoda; Palaemonidae. Bases 1 to 1092 code for a protein of 363 amino acids.